CUCGAAAUGCAUGUAUUCUGAGUUGGCAACUACGAGACCUGCUUGAUCAAAAGAAUUGCAAAAGUCUGUUUUCAAGUUACAUGUAGCUGGGGAGAUUAGAACUUUACACAGGCCGAGUUAGACACGGAACACAAGGGUUAGGAUGUUUUAUGUGAGAUAUUGUAGUGUGUUAUUUGAAUGCCAUGAUUGAUUUUAUUACGAAUCAGCAGGUAAUAAAAUGGUUGAUUUUGUGCGGAAGUGUCCCUGUCUUAAACCCCAGAUAGAGGACGACAUCACCACAUUAGAUUACAGACAUUGUAGUCUAGCAGACGUUCCGAGCGAAGUUUUUAAUUUUGAAAGAACUUUAGAAGAACUUCUGACAGAUUCAAAUCAGAUUCGAGAUUUGCCCAGGGAGUUAUUUUAUUGUCAUGGUAUCAGAAAGUUAAGUAUCAGUGAUAAUGAAAUCAUCAACAUUCCACCAGCUAUAUCUAGUCUUAUUAAUCUAGAAGAAUUAAAUUUUAGCAAAAACGGUAUAAUAGAUGUACCAGAUACAAUAAAACAAUGUAAAUUAUUAUCUGUAAUCGAUGCCAGUGUUAAUCCUCUUGGAAAAUUACCAGAUGGAUUUACGCAACUACAGAAUCUGACGCAUCUUUUCCUGAAUGAUACAUUCUUAGAUUAUUUACCUGGUAGUUUCGGCAGGUUAACGAAGUUGAGAAUAUUUGAAAUUCGAGAGAACCAUUUGAAAACUUUACCCCAAUCAUUCGGUCGUCUGGUUGAACUAGAGAGGUUAGAUAUUGGUAAUAAUGAAUUUACAGAACUGCCUGAAUGUAUUGGUAAUCUUGUGAAAUUAUCUGAGUUAUGGUGUGAUACAAACCAAAUUAAGGUUAUACCCUGUGGAAUUGGUAAUCUGAAAGAACUGAUGUUUUUAGAUGCUUCAAAAAAUAAAAUUCAUUCCGUCCCUACUGAAAUAGAAGGCUGUGUUUCAUUGGCUGAUAUUCACCUGACAGCCAAUAGAAUACAAGAACUCCCAGAAUCUCUAGGUAAUCUGAAUAAUUUAACGACACUUAAAAUAGAUGAUAAUCACCUGACCAGUUUACCUAAAUCUAUUGGAGGAUUAACAUCGCUAUCAGAACUAAAUGUCAGUACCAAUGAUCUCGAGUUGUUGCCUGCAAGUAUUGGAUUUCUGAGAAAUCUGAGAACUUUUUAUGCUGAUGAAAAUCUGAUUGAAGUUCUUCCACCAGAGCUCGGAAGUUGUAAUGGUUUAACAGUUUUGUCACUACGUGGAAAUAAAUUAACUUAUAUUCCUGACGAACUUGGACGAAUUCCAAAAUUACGAGUGCUCAAUCUCAGUGAUAAUUCCCUGAAAUAUCUUCCAUUCUCUGUGGUCAAAUUAAAAGAACUGCAGGCUUUAUGGUUAACUGAGAAUCAGACGAAGCCGUUAAUACCUCUACAAUCAGAACAUGAAGCAGAAACAGGACGUAAAAUAUUAACGUGUUAUCUUCUGCCACAACAACCAGGAAACUAUCAGGAUGAAAGAGAUGGUGAUACAGACAGUUUUCAUCCUUCAAUCUGGGAGGAAGAACGAAGACGACGUCAAAAGAUACAUUUUGAAUUCGGUGACGAUGUACCUGAAAAUGAGCGAUUAGUUCGCUGUCCAACACCGUACCCAAAAGAUUUACGAGAAAAGGCGAGACACGCUCGUAAUCUCAUGCAACGUCAAACCAAGUCUGAUAAGGAUCAUUACGAAGGCAGAGAAAAUUACGGAUAUGAACCAGAGGGUUCUACUAAUUCACCGAUUCUUGGCCGAGAAAAUAAACCUGUUUCACCAUCUCUCCGUGAAACUCAUAGAUUGUAUCGAUAUGAUAAGGAGAAGUUUAUGAAAGACAAAGCUAGGAUACAUUAUCAUGAAAAAAAUGAAGCGGAGGAAAGUGUUUUAAAAUCACCAAAACCAAAGCGCCAUGGUUUAGAGGGUAGAAUGCAUAAGAAAGGUCUGGGUGAACAUCCAUCUAACAGAAGUAGACGUCCAGGUUCUAAUCCUGAUAUACCCACAUCUGUGAUAGAAACGAACAAUGUUGCUGGCACUAAACCAGAUUACGAUUCCGCUAAAUGGAAGGUUGAUGCCUUGAACUAUAAACAAUUGGUGUUCCAUCAUCAUCAUAAAGGUCAUCACAAUCGUAGGAUGCGCGAGUACGAUUCUGAUACCGGUUACCGUAGUGAUCAGGAUGUUGUGAGAUUCCGUAAACAGUAUUUAAACGACGAUAGGGCCAAUGUGUACGACAUGAAUACCAAAACUUUACCUCAUUCUACGCAUCAUUCGUCCAAUCAACAGAAAGCUAAAAGAGAUAAUGGUUACACAAGUGAUUUAGAUGCUUAUGUCAGUCAAACUCGUAACGCAGCCUACAAACAUAUCUCGCUAUCGCAACAGUUUGGAGCUCAUAGUGUGCCGUAUGAUCUUCACGAACGAUCACAAGAACUUCGCAGUGAUUUCCCAAGUAGUGCUAGUAAUACCCAACGAAGAUCUGAUUAUGGUAGUGCCAAAAACUAUGAAUAUAUUCAAAAUCUUGGCAACCAUGGGAAUCAGUAUCAGGAAAAUCCACGAACCGAGAGUAUUUCCGAUCCGAAUCGCAAUGUGUCUCUGUCAAAAGGUGAUCUAUCAGUAAGUCGCGAAGUGAACUCAAUUACCGUUUUGCCUAGUCCCUCCCCAAGUUUAUUUCAACGAAGUCGAUUCAUUGAUCAGAGCACGCCUGUUUGUGCAGAUCCAGCACAAGAUGGCCGCCUCUCUAUAUCUAGCAGCGAAGAAAAUAAUAAUGCUAAAGAUUGGAAGAGAGAACUUUAUACUGUGCUGGAAGAGAAUAUGGCCAGGGCAGCAUCUAAUCCUAAAUUAAAUUAUUCUAGUCAGAGCAUAGAAAGUGCUUCACAUCCUCCAGCAUACCAGCCAGCUCCGCCAUACUAUAGAUCACCAUCUGUUAGUGAAAGAGAUCAUCUGGAUUCACCGAGAAGUCAAAGCUCUUCGAGAGCUGGCAGCUCUGAUCGAGUUUCAGAUCACAGUUUACAGAAAAGACUGUCGGAUCCCAGUGUUGAUCCAAGAUGUGGCGUUGGAGAACUGGGCAUAUCAACUCUUCCACGGACGAGGCGUAGCGGAUCGAGAGAAAUGAUAGACCGUGAUUUACAGCCGUCACCUAGAGAAAGAUCGCGAUCACAAACUCUAGAAACUAGUGAUAGUCAUCCGUUCUCCGGUGUUUAUGAUCAGAAUGGGUCGGCAAUCGGAUCGGUGAUGAGUCGUUAUGACGAUAUAGCCAUGUUUAAAAGUGAUCCGUCCUCCCAGGUAUCAAGUUCAACUGAUAGUGGUUACGGCCACGGACAUCAUACGUACGAAAGAGUUGGUGAAUUUUCGAAUAAAUACUCAGGUUUAAACAGUUCCCCAUCACCCCAGUCACAUGCUACAGUUAGUAGAAAUAGUUCUUCAUCUAGAGAAUAUCUUCAUUCAAGGGAAACAACUCCCACUGAAUCAACAGGUGCUUCAUAUAACAAGAUUAUGUAUGUUGAUGACUCGAGUAUCGAUACAAAAGAUGUGUUUCAGGUACAAAUUAGUAAAAACCCUGGUUUAGGAUUUAGUAUUGCUGGAGGUAGUGAUUCCCAUGGUAACCCAUUCCGUCCAGAUGAUAUGGGUAUUUUUGUUACUAAAGUUCAAUCUAAUGGUCCCGCAAAACAUACGUUACGCAGAGGUGAUAAAAUAUUAAAGGUGAAUGGAACAGAUUUUACGAGUAUAGAUCAUAAUAGAGCUGUUUCAUACCUUAAAAAUAAUACAACUGUCUGUUUAUUAGUGGAGAGAAUACAGAAAGUUAAUUUAGUUUAAUUAAUAUCAUGUGCUUCUACAGACCUGUGAUAACUGUCGAUUUACGCAGGAGUCCACCGAUAUUUCCCCACCUCUUCUUGGAAUCGACCAAAUAUUUCUGUGUUGGUCAUAGAGUUAAAGUGUACAUCAAGCAACCAUCUAAAACUGUUGAUCCUGUAAAACCACUCGUGCAUAACAAAUAGAUCAUUAUAAAACAGAAUCAUACAGAAAUAUAUUUAUUAAUUCAUACUUUACUGAUUUUCUGUGCUGUGGCUAUCACAGGUCUGGCUUCUACUUUCAUUUUAAAAUAUUAUCACAGGCUAGUCAGUUGAUCAUUUCAAGGCUGUCACAAGGGAGACAACUUUAAUAACUUCUCAUCAAUGAUUUGUCUAAAGAUUGAUAUAGCAUGUGCCAUAAUUAUAAUAAAAACAGUGAGAGAUUGGGUGGAUGUUUAUCCUAGGCCACAUAAAAAAAUAUUAUGGUUCUCAGAUACUGCGGGCAGGGAAGGUUGGAUGGUCGAGCGAUCUAAUGCAUGCACUGUAGAUCAUAAAAGCUGUCAUUGAGUCAAGUGGCGUGGUUUCGUGCCCAAGCCUGUACGUGACAUCAUGGGUUUUUUUUUUAGGUCCUCUGAUUUUCUUCCGCUACUAAAGAACCUUACGCUAAAGCAACUUAUUGAAUUAAAAUUGAACCGUGUGGUUAAGGUAACCUAUAAAAUUGAACCGAAUGUUAAGGUAACCUAUAAAGAAAUGUAAUGUUUGUGUUAAGUUACCUAUUCACAAAAAACAGUAUGUGUAAUGACAUUUUGGGAAUCAUGGCGUAUUUAUUUGUGUGGGGGGCAGGAUUGUGUGAACCAGAUUUUUUUUUUACAUUUGGCCUUAUUUUAAGUUUAUGCUUUUUAUGAAGUUUUUCAACAUAUUCUAGUUGCAAUCAAUAAUGAAGUUAUCUUUACUAUUUUUCAAUCUGUUCUGUGUGUUUUCAAAUGAAAUUGUUGUUGAAUUGAGAUUGGAGAAUAAAUUUUGAAGUCAUUC
Molecule: messenger RNA, 4842 nt
Organism: Patella vulgata (common limpet)
Lineage: Eukaryota; Metazoa; Mollusca; Gastropoda; Patellidae
Product: erbin
Exons: 23
Coding region: 218-3835 (1205 amino acids)
Biological process (GO): neurotransmitter receptor transport, endosome to postsynaptic membrane; neurotransmitter receptor transport postsynaptic membrane to endosome
Cellular component (GO): postsynaptic membrane; postsynaptic density; adherens junction
Molecular function (GO): protein binding
Source: RefSeq, a predicted model, not a curated record